Messenger RNA from Ipomoea nil (Japanese morning glory), 927 nucleotides. Its product is annotated as germin-like protein subfamily 1 member 13. The transcript is spliced from 2 exons. The coding region runs from base 46 to 741 and encodes 231 amino acids. NCBI's taxonomy places the organism in Eukaryota, Viridiplantae, Streptophyta, Magnoliopsida, Solanales, Convolvulaceae. Gene Ontology annotation, cellular component: cell wall. Gene Ontology annotation, molecular function: manganese ion binding. The record is from RefSeq and is a predicted model, not a curated record.
AGUUUCCCACCACUUACUUAUUCUUCAAUUCUCUGCUAAACAUAUAUGGCUCUUAGGUUCUUUUUCAUCGCCAUUGUUGUUAUGGCUUUGGCAUCUUCAUUUGCCAAUGCUGCAGAUCCCGAUCCUUUGCAGGAUAUCUGCGUUGCAAUUGAAGAUCCCUACCAUGUUUUGUUCGUGAAUGGAAAGUUCUGCAAGAAUCCGAAUGAUGCCAAUGCUGGUGACUUCACUUUUCGGGGUCUUAAUAGACCUGGAAACACAUCAAACCCACUCGGGUCCAAUGUUACGGCUGUGAAUGUUAACAAUUUACCCGGACUUAAUACUCUUGGCAUUUCAAUAGCUCGUAUUGAUUUUGCACCCUACGGUCUCAACCCUCCCCACACCCACCCUAGAGCAACUGAAGUCCUCGUUGUCUUGGAAGGCACCCUCUACGUUGGGUUUGUUCUUUCUAAUCCACCACAAGGAAAGAAUAAACUAUUUGCCCAGAUAUUACAUCCCGGAGAUGUUUAUAUAUUCCCAAAAGGUCUUAUUCAUUUCCAGUUGAACAUAGGAAAGUCCGACGCCGUUGCAUUUGCUAGUUUAAGCAGUCAAAAUCCAGGAGUGAUUACAAUUGCCAACGCCGUUUUCGGUUCUGAUCCACCAAUCAACCCAGAUGUUCUCACCAAAGCAUUUCAAGUUGACGACAAAGUGAUUAAAUAUCUCCAAUCACGAUUUUGGUAUGAUAACAACCAGGGAACUGAUUAAUAUUAAUAAAUAAGCCGCCCUACCUUUGGUGUGCAAUGUUAUAUAUGAUUGAAGUUUACGUGUAUUUUGUUAUUUUGACUUUGAGUGUAUUUACAUGUAUCACGUUAUGUUGUAUCCCCUCUUGUGUUGUUAUUAUAACUAGUGUGAUACUCGUGCGAUGCACGAGAAAUGACUUGUAAAAUUUAA